Morone saxatilis (striped sea-bass) is the source of this 3221-nucleotide messenger RNA. RefSeq names its product inositol polyphosphate 5-phosphatase K (gene inpp5ja). Gene Ontology annotation, biological process: phosphatidylinositol dephosphorylation; negative regulation of peptidyl-serine phosphorylation. The transcript is spliced from 12 exons. Bases 19 to 2430 code for a protein of 803 amino acids. Gene Ontology annotation, molecular function: phosphatidylinositol-3,4,5-trisphosphate 5-phosphatase activity; phosphatidylinositol-4,5-bisphosphate 5-phosphatase activity. Gene Ontology annotation, cellular component: plasma membrane; cytoplasm; ruffle. Lineage: Eukaryota; Metazoa; Chordata; Actinopteri; Moronidae. The record is from RefSeq and is a predicted model, not a curated record.
CUCACCUGUGUUGUUUUUAUGCUUUUUAUGCAAGCCACACUAUCUUGUUUUCUCAGAUUGUUGUGUUAUAAUUAUCCACACACUGCCUGUUGCAGGUUGAUGGAUCGCAUGCAGCAGAAACAAAUCAGCACUGAGCCUUUUGGGCCCAAAGUGCAACCCAGUCCCUGUGCAUUCAUCAGAGCUGGUCCAGGUUUACUGCCGCAGCUCGCAGUCCAGGAACCACCUUUCAUUAGCCCAUCAGAGGUGCUCAAGAAACAGUCCGGAUUGAGCCCCACGCAGGCGGUAGUUGCACCAGUGAAACUGACGGACCAAACACAGUCAGGGCAGCCAAAGUCUGGGUCUGCUCCAGCAACACUGGCAAGCAUAAGCCGGCCAAGGCCGACUGUUCUUGGAACUAAACCUGCUCCAAAGACCACCAGAAUCUCAGUGAACCCCUCCAAGGAAAUACAUUUGAUUCCAGUUUGCAUCCCAGGACCUCAGAGUGCCAACGUCCUGCCGCAUUCCCCUACAGAGUCCUCCCUCUCCCCUCACAGCCCACAGAGUCCCCACAGCCCUCAGUCUUACACCAGCCAGCCUUACCUGAGCCCCAACCUUAGCCUCAGCCCCAAACCCAGCCUCAGUCCUCAGCCACAGAGGACCCCCUCACCUGGGAGCUCAACACAGAGCCAAGGGCAGUCCGAGAAGCCAGGGGAGAACAAUGACUUCAGGGUGUACAUUGUCACAUGGAACGUGGGAUCAGCUGUCCCGCCAGAUGACAUCACUUCUCUGUUCGGACCAAAUGUUUCAGAUGGGAGCGUUGACAUGUUUAUCAUCGGACUCCAGGAAGUCAACUCCAUGAUAAACAAGCGGCUGAAGGAUGUUCUUUUUUCAGACCAGUGGAGCGAGCUUUGCAUGGACACACUCAGUCCUUUUGGAUAUGUUUUGGUGGCGUCCCAGCGUAUGCAGGGAGUGCUGCUGCUGGUUUUCUCUAAAUUCUGCCAUCUUCCAUUCCUCAGAGGUGUGCAGACAGAGAGUACACGCACAGGACUCGGAGGAUAUUGGGGGAAUAAAGGGGGCGUCAGUGCGAGGAUGACAAUAUUUGGCCACCCGGUGUGCUUUCUCAACUGUCACCUGCCAGCUCACAUGAGGAACCUGGAGCAGCGGAUGGAGGACUUUGAGAGCAUCCUGCAGCAGCAGCAGUUUGAUGGAGGGACUGCCACCGGUGUACUGGACCAUGAUGUCGUGUUUUGGUUUGGGGAUUUAAAUUUCCGUAUUGAAGACUAUGACAUCCAUGUGGUGAAAAGUGCCAUCGACAGCAAUAAGCUGCCUCUUCUGUGGGAGCGAGAUCAGCUCAACAUGGCUAAAAACACAGAGUCCAUCCUGGAAGGCUUCAAUGAGGGACCACUCAAAUUCCCACCUACUUAUAAGUUUGAUGUGGGCACUCAUACGUACGACACCAGUGCUAAGAAGAGGAAACCUGCCUGGACGGAUCGCAUCCUCUGGCGUCUUCGCCGUACUGGCUCCCCAGUUCCUUCCCACAAUGCGGCGCUGCAGCGGGGUCUGACCUCGUGGUUGGGUGGUGCCACUAAAGUGACACAGCGUGUGUACCGAAGUCACAUGGGCUACACCAUCAGUGACCACAAGCCUGUUUCUGCUGUGUUUUCACUGCAUUUCCCCUUCAAGGUGGACAUGCCCCUGGUGGUGCUGCAGGUAAACAAGGAGUGGUGUAAAGUCUCAGAUGCUACAGUCAGAUUAGCUUUUGCAUCAACUUAUCAGCGCAGCUCAUGGGACUGGGUAGCGAUAUAUAAGAUCGGAUUCAGACAUCAUAAAGAUUACCAGGCAUACAUAUGGGCCAAGGGAGAGCAUUUGACUCAGGUGACAUUUUCAGAGGAGGAUAUGCCAAGAGAUGAUUGUGAAUACAUGCUGGGUUACUACAGCAACAAUAUGAACAGUAUUGUUGGAUUGUCAACACCAAUUCAGAUCAAGAUUCCAGUGCACAGCCCCACCGCGCAUCGCUCCGACAGCUCAGAUGUUAGCUCAGAAGACGACAGCACUCUGGUUCUGCUGGCUCCAAGCUCCCGCAGCCCGAGCCCUAAAACUGGCAAACACCACCAUCGCCACCGUCGUAGCCGCAGCCCGGCUGUCCCUGCUCUUUCCUCCAACUCCCUCCCCUCCCUGCAGGGCCUCAGCCUCUGUCCUCGCUCCAAAGAAGGUCAGGCGCGCAGCCGCUCACCCUGCUCUGCUGCUAAGAAGGAGCGAUUGGUCUCCCCUGAAACUGUGCACUCUCCCUCCAUCAGCCCGCUCAGUCCCCGCAGUCCUGUGUCUCCAGGUGGUGGGGUGACCGCACCAGAGGCCCUGAUUGCUGCCAUCUUAGGUGAACACAGACCAGCUCAGGUUAGCCCCACGGGGGUCAAACAGACAGGAAAGACAGGGGAAACAAACACUGCAUAAAACAUAAACAUCAGUUGUUAUAAGGAAGUACUGUACAAGGAGAACGAUGGCAAUAUCCAUGCAUUCAGAGUCUGAUCUGAUUUUACAAAGUCUCUGUGCUCGUAGAAGCAGCACAUUUAAUGACUCCUAACGUAGUUUGCAAACAUUCCGCAUUGUAGCCCUGCAGCUCUCUGUUUCUGAAUCUACCAUCAUCUCAUACACUAUGUGUAUCUUGGAGUCAAAGAUGUGUCCAGACUCCCGAUGACAAGUGCUUUAAUAGACUCAUGAGCUAUAUCAUACGUAAAACAUACAUAUUGAAUGUGAAACCAAAGUCAGAGUAAACCUGUGAUGGAUGUGAGCAGUGGUUAUUGAAUAUAGCAAUAUGGAUCCAUGUGAACAGUCUCAUAUCAAAGUAAGGACCCUGGACCAGAAGUAUUGAUGGUGUCAUAGUUCACAAUACUGUGAGAGAGUGUGUGUGUGUGUGUUUUUGUGUGUGUGUGUAGGUCUAUGUGUUAACACGUAAAUUAAAUGUGUGCAUUUUGGACCAGAUGAUGGUUUAACAUUUUAACUCUAUAGUUCUUGGUCUGUAUUCAUAAAAUGAAUUUAAUGUAUCCAAGAAAUAGAGAUAGAGCAUUUCAUCACCUCAGCCAAUCUGAAAUGUACAUGUGCACCAUGUGACUUGAACAGUAAUCAUGCUCUUUUUCUUAGCAGCUUUGUGAAUACAGCCCCUGUUCUAUAGAGGUCAGUGAGUGGAUGUUUAGGCUAACGUGUUUGUUUUGCUUUUAAGAAAAACAGUGUCAUGUAAUUGUGUG